Molecule: messenger RNA, 1170 nt
Organism: Caenorhabditis briggsae
Lineage: Eukaryota; Metazoa; Nematoda; Chromadorea; Rhabditida; Rhabditidae
Exons: 8
Coding region: 1-1170 (389 amino acids)
Molecular function (GO): inositol-polyphosphate 5-phosphatase activity
Source: RefSeq, a predicted model, not a curated record
AUGCCUGAAUAUAUUAAACAAGUGGCUAUCACUGGAGAUAUCUCUAGAAUUGGCACUGACGAUGAUCUGAUCCGAGCCUGGUGUUCUGAAGUUGCCAAAGAAAUCUAUGAGCAAAAAUGCGAGUUUGCUGUUGUCCACGUACAAGGACUUCAUUCGGCAGAGAAUCCAGAUUACGCUGCAAGAGUCAUUUGUGGAUGCAUCACUGACAAUCCAGAAAUCUAUCGUGCUUUUGACAGUUCUUUCGCCUUCUUUGAUACAAAGUUAACUGGUCUCGGAAAUUUAUACCUAUUCAAGAACCAUUCAGAUGUUCAGUACUAUAAUAGAUUCUCUUCAACUGGAUAUAUAAACCUCCGCACUGGACAUCAACAUUCCAUUGGCAAGUGUGUGAAGGAGUGUGACGGAUUUAUUCAGAACACAUUUGGACAAAGUUACACUUUCAGAAAAGAUUUCUAUAAUGACGAUGGAACUCGAGACUUGGCUAACCAGCGAACUGGAUUUUUGCUUGCUCGCUUCCGCAUCCACGGAAAAGAAGUGACGUUUGUGAAUCUGAAUCUUCAUUCUGUUCCUUUCGAAGAUGUGAAUGAGAUUGCCACAAAGAAUGCCUCACUCACAAAAGCCGCAGCUAAAAGAGAAGAUCAAAUCGAGAUGCUUUUGAAAGAAUUGGAUGACGAAGGUCUUCGUAACGAUGCUAUCCUAGUCGCUGGGUCUUUCAAUUCUCAGCUUCAUGAGACUGAUCUACUCAACUAUCUUGCCAAGACUCAGUUGGUACAAACUGUCGCUAAGAAAGACGAAGAUGGAAAUGUGGAAUCAAUUGAACAUGUGGAUCGUCAUGGAAGAAGAACAACAACUGUGGAGAGAACUCGAUUCGAUCUUCAUUCGAUCCACGAUUGGUUCUUCCGUUUGGGAAGAGGCCAAAUGGUGAAGAGAUAUAACGGAGAGUUGGCUGAUCCAUCUCGUCACUAUGAGCUCAACGAGAAAGGAAAGGAAGAGUUCCAGAGAACUCUGUGUCCCGCGUGGAGUGAUAGAAUUUUGUACAAUGACAAGAUGAACGAUCUUUUCAGACAUGAUUCGUUCUGUGCUUCCGGUUUGUAUUACGGUCUGGUUGCUGAAGAGAAAUUCGUUGGACCACACAAACCAGUGGCUCUACAUGCAUCGAUUUGCUUGAAAUAA